AUGUUCAUAGUUCUUAAUUUGGCCAAGCUGGGUUUCAACAGCACAGAUCCUGAGUUUUCAAUUGCCGAGAUGACAUCCAUCUCUCUGGAUAGUUAUAACCUGACCUUACAGAUCUUCGACAUGUUCCCACCCGAACAUGCCGAGCGGCUCCUUGGCACCACGCGAGAGCUCCAGGAUCUUGCAAUACAAAGAUUCGAGACCAUGCGGGUCAAGAAUGCCCAAGGCAUGCCCACCACAAGUAACCACCAGAAACUGGAGAAAGAAGCGCCCACGAAACUUCAUCGUAUUGCGUACCAAACUUUAUAUCUCGAGGUCACUAUACGUGCCUUUUGCAUUCGAUCUCAGAUUGAUCCAAAAACUAAGGUUAGUACUAGUUGUAUACCGUUAUCGGUAAAAAUCAUUCUCACCAUAUUUCUUUCGCAGCUUGGUCUUUACAGGAAGAUGGACGAAGCAAUCCAGUCAAUUCGGCAUCAGACGUCAAAGUACUUCGAGCACUACCCGGCGCGAGCAGAUAACCUUCGCAACCUCUGGGCAAACGAGUUCGAAGCUGCCACUGCCCUAAAGCAUUGGAAAUCUGUGUUCUCGAUAAUUCAAGACUGCAAACCCGUUUUCGGAGUGAACCUGUGCGAUUAUUUCAUGAAUUGUAUUCUCAGCUUCGACAUGCCGGAUGCCCACCGGGCAGAUGCCAUCCACGCAAUGAUAGGAAAUCUUUACGGAAACGAGGGAGUCGUGCCAGCACAUUUAGAUCGCCUUCGUGACUAUCUUCACUACCUCUUCACCUUUUCUCUUGCGGCAGCGGCGUCCCAGAACUCUGUGAUGCUGCGUGAUAUAUCCCAGAAGUGGCCGGAGGCAUACUACAGCAUGGCCGAGUCAGUCAUUGACCAGGCCAUUCUCACAGCGACCGAUGAUGCAUAUCUUCGGAGCGAGCAACAGCGCCAGACGCACCUCCAUUCCGACGACCCGGUCGUUAGAGACAAUCCGCAAUCAGAAUGUCAGCAGCGCCACCCCUAUCCAACCGAGGAGCUGGGCUACCUAGCUACGUGUUCGUUCAACCAGGCAAUGGACUUUUAUUCGGAGGAGAAUGACAAGGAAUGCCGGUGCUGGGCUGGGAAGGCUAUUCAACUCGCAGGGUUGAUGAGCAAUGUUGAGGGUAACAGACUGGUAACGCUAUUUAGGAAGGGUUUCGAAGGAUUGUUUUAG
Penicillium canariense is the source of this 1200-nucleotide messenger RNA. RefSeq lists its product as uncharacterized. The record is from RefSeq and is a predicted model, not a curated record. The transcript is spliced from 3 exons. Bases 1 to 1200 code for a protein of 399 amino acids. Lineage: Eukaryota; Fungi; Ascomycota; Eurotiomycetes; Eurotiales; Aspergillaceae.